GCUUUGUAUGGAACAAUGAUACCAGGAUUUGGAAACCUCAUGCAGGAUGUGCUGUGGUGCUUUAGUCAAGUAAAAGGAACUAUAGAUAUUGGGGUGACAGAAGCUGACAUCAUCUCUACAGUAGAAUUCAACCACACUGGAGAAUUACUAGCGACAGGGGACAAGGGGGGCCGUGUUGUAAUAUUUCAGCGUGAGCAGGAGAGCAAAAACCAGCCCCAUCGCAGGGGAGAGUACAAUGUCUACAGCACCUUCCAGAGCCAUGAGCCGGAGUUCGAUUACCUGAAGAGUUUGGAGAUAGAGGAGAAGAUCAAUAAGAUACGAUGGCUCCCGCAGCAGAACGCAGCCUAUUUCCUGCUCUCCACCAACGAUAAGACUGUGAAGCUAUGGAAGGUCAGCGAGCGGGACAAGAGGCCGGAGGGAUACAAUCUCAAGGAUGAGGACGGCCGCCUCCGAGACCCCUCCAUGAUCACCAUGCUACGGGUCCCCGUGCUGCGGCCCAUGGACCUGAUGGUGGAGGCCACGCCGCGGCGGGUGUUCGCCAACGCGCACACCUACCACAUCAACUCCAUCUCCGUCAACAGUGACUACGAGACCUACAUGUCGGCGGACGACCUGAGGAUAAACCUGUGGAACUUUGAAAUCACAAAUCAAAGCUUUAACAUCGUGGACAUCAAACCGGCCAACAUGGAGGAGCUGACGGAGGUGAUCACGGCUGCCGAGUUUCACCCGCACCACUGCAACACCUUCGUCUACAGCAGCAGCAAAGGGACCAUCCGCCUGUGCGACAUGCGCACCUCUGCCCUCUGCGACCGCCACGCCAAGUUUUUCGAAGAGCCCGAAGACCCAAGUAACCGGUCGUUUUUUUCUGAGAUCAUCUCCUCAAUCUCCGAUGUCAAAUUCAGCCACAGUGGGAGGUAUAUCAUGACCCGGGACUAUCUCACUGUCAAGGUCUGGGACCUGAACAUGGAGAACCGGCCCAUCGAGACCUACCAGGUUCACGACUACCUGCGGAGCAAGCUCUGCUCGCUCUACGAGAACGACUGCAUCUUCGACAAGUUCGAGUGCGUCUGGAACGGGUCUGACAGCGUCAUCAUGACGGGCUCCUACAACAACUUUUUCCGCAUGUUCGACCGCAACACCAAGCGGGACGUGACGCUGGAGGCCUCGCGGGAGAACAGCAAACCCCGCGCCAUCCUCAAGCCGCGCAAGGUCUGCGUGGGUGGCAAGCGGAGGAAAGACGAGAUUAGCGUGGACAGUCUGGACUUUAGCAAAAAGAUCCUGCACACAGCUUGGCACCCCUCCGAGAACAUCAUUGCCGUGGCAGCAACAAACAACCUGUAUAUAUUCCAGGACAAGGUUAACUAGGAGGACAAGUUGUUAUUUAGGAAUCUCAUGUACUGAUUACUAGUAAACACAAGAUUUCAAAUGUUUCUUUUCUUUCCUUUUUUUUUUUUCCUCUUCCUUCCUAUUCCUGUGUUCAGUUACUGCUCUGCAGAUAGCAGCUGCGCGGAGGCGAGCACCCCCGUACCCCCGGGGCAGGGGGGCGCCCCAGAGACCACAGAUUUCUCUUUAUUUAUGCGCUGAGAGCUGUGGGGCAGCGGGGGCGGCGUUUGGCUUUGGGCUGGUGCCCCCGGAGGGCUGCGGCCAAAGGACGAGCGUGGGGCGGGGGCUGGCGGCUGCGGGGCACCAGCACCGGGCACAGCAUCCCGCUCCGACCCUAGAAACUCCCCACCUGGUACGCUGCAAGAUCAGAACAUCGUCCCCUUUGCCAUUUUUCACAUUUCUCUUUUUACUAUUAUUAUUUUGUGUUUUUACCAACAGAGACAGCAAAACCAAACGUAAAAUGGAAAAGUUCAGAUUUGCAAAGGAAAAGGACAAGCUUAAAGGGGGGGGGAUCUGCUGCGCGCCGGGACGUGUCUGCUCUAGCCAGGCUGCUGCCUUCCCCCCCGCCCCACAGAAACUCUCCUGAGGAUUUGGCUUUGUAGAUACUGUGGUGCCUUUUUUUGGUAUAUGAAAUACCUUUAUAAAUGAUGCUUCCAAACUGCAUUGAUUGCAAACCAAAUUGAACCUGGGCUUCUCUUCUGCAUUUCUUGUCUUUGCUUUGGUCAUUUUUACUUGUUCUGUUGUAAGCUCUUGCAUGUUGUGACUUUCCCUCUCUUUCUUUUUAAAUUAAUUUAUUUAUUUAUUCAUUCAAUUUUUUUAAAGAUAAAGUAUAAGUUGCUAAUUUAUGACCUUCUAAAAAAGAAUCCAACCAUAUAUUGCUGUUAGCACCUGACUGCUUCAGAGAGAGGCUGUCUGUGGUCCUACAUUAUUAUAAUAAUAAUGACAAUAAUAAUAAUAAUAAAAACAAUAACUCUUCCUCUUUGCAUGGCAAGGCUGCCCCUUUCUACUCUAAAGAGUGUUCAGGUCCCUCUUUCACUUGAGCAACUGUUCAAUAAAAACAACAGAACUACUGAAUUUUCAGUCAAUCUGAAACCUGCUCCUGCAACAAAAAGCAAAUGAAUAAAUACAUUCAAUUAAAAAAUUCAGCACUGUCACUUCAGAAGUGGCUCGGUGAGGGUGACCCUGCUGUGCCCCACUGUUCCGCAGGGGCAGUGCAGGGACAUUUCCACCACUCCAAGGGCAUUUUCCCCUCCUGGGCCGCCUCUCUGCAAGGCACCUCCCGGGCUCCCGCGUGUCCCACCGUGGCCUCCCCCUUCUCACCAGCGAGGGGCCGAGCAGCCGCUUGCUCCAGGGACUGUGCGGGAAACCAGGAGCUGCGCGGCGGCGGCGGGUGCCCUGGCCCUGGGACGGAGCCUGGGGGUGCUGAACCCCCCUGGACAGGCGACCUCGCUGGGGGAGCCGGGGCAGGGCCAGGGCAGGGAGAGCUUGCUGCCUUCCAAGGAGUGACCUCAAGGGAAAAAAAACAAAGUGCACUGGCUCGUAAAUUUAUUACAAGUGAUGGCUUUCAGGCGUAACUUUUUUUUAAAAACGAAAUGGUAUAAAAAAAAUAGCAAGAGUAAAUGAACCAUUUUUUUAAAAAAAAAAAAAAUGUUCUUUUUUGGUUCCUGUAAAGAAAGCCUGCACUCUGGUAUCAGAAGUAAAGUUGUCCCAAACGUG
Athene cunicularia (burrowing owl) is the source of this 3099-nucleotide messenger RNA. It is a transcript of the gene PPP2R2B, whose product is annotated as protein phosphatase 2 regulatory subunit Bbeta. The record is from RefSeq and is a predicted model, not a curated record. Gene Ontology annotation, biological process: peptidyl-serine dephosphorylation. The coding region runs from base 16 to 1365 and encodes 449 amino acids. Gene Ontology annotation, cellular component: protein phosphatase type 2A complex; cytosol. Lineage: Eukaryota; Metazoa; Chordata; Aves; Strigiformes; Strigidae. The transcript has 10 exons. Gene Ontology annotation, molecular function: protein phosphatase regulator activity; protein binding.